UAAACUCUCUCGUCUCCAUUCUCCCCCCACUUGGACGAAAUUUCACAGAAACUCCAAAAAAAGAAUAACGCAUGCACCAUUCUUCCUUCCCUAUAUAAACCCUCGUACCUCUCCAUAUUUCAAUGGGAUAGUCUCUGCUCUCAACCUGUGAGACUCAUAAACGAAAAAUAGAGACAAUGUUGGGUCUUGAAUACGAAGGAUCUGAUUUCGCUCUUCUUGAAUCGAUUCGAAGGCAUCUACUAGACGAAUCGGAAUUAUCGACAACUCUUUCGAUGAAUUUUCGGGCAAGGAACUCCGGUGAUGCUCCGGUGUGUUGUAAGAGAUCCAGUUUCAGUAGCAUUAGUCUCUUCCCUUGCUUGACUGAUAACUGGGGAGAUCUGCCAUUAAAGGUGGAUGAUUCGGAGGAUAUGGUGGUCUAUGGUGUUCUCCGUGACGCCGUAAAUGUUGGAUGGAUUCCGUCGCUCUUGGCGGAGUCAUCAAAUAGUAGUAGCAGCAGCAGCAGCAGCAGCGACGAGGUCAGUGAUUUGACGGAUGUUACCGUUAAAGCAGAGUCUCAGGAGACGACUUUUGGCGCCGUAUUUCAGGCCCACACGACGGCUUCGGCUCCGGCUCCGGCUCCGGCUCCGGCUCCGGCUCCGGCUUCAUCAACUGUGACCACUGCAUCAUCGACGGCACCGGAGAUAACUUCAGCGACUGCUCCAGCUGCGGCUCUGUCCAAGGGGAAGCAUUACAGAGGAGUACGACAACGGCCAUGGGGAAAAUUUGCGGCCGAGAUCAGAGAUCCGGCAAAGAAUGGCGCUAGAGCUUGGCUUGGUACGUUCGAGACGGCUAAAGAAGCUGCGUUAGCAUAUGAUCGAGCUGCUUACAGGAUGCGCAGAUCCAGAGCUCUGCUAAAUUUUCCGCUUCAGCUCAGCUCAAUCGAUUCCGAACCGGUUCCUGUAACCUCGAAGAUGGCUUCUCCGGAGCCGUCUUCAUCGUCAUCGGCAUCGUCAUCGUCAUCGUCAUCGUCAUCGUCACUUGUAUCAGACAACGGGCUUCCUAAGAGGAGGAAAAGAGGUGUGGUUGCUUCAUCUGCGGUGACAGCUCAAACUGGGUUAGAAACAGUGAGCCGACCGGCUGUGCUCCAUGGAUCUGGUAGGACCACUUAGAUGUCGCGAGCAGCUUUUGGUGAGUUAGUUUUAUAUAUAUAUAUAUAUAUAUAUAGAGAG
This is a messenger RNA of Macadamia integrifolia, 1208 nucleotides long. RefSeq names its product ethylene-responsive transcription factor 2-like. Gene Ontology annotation, molecular function: DNA binding; DNA-binding transcription factor activity. Gene Ontology annotation, biological process: ethylene-activated signaling pathway; regulation of DNA-templated transcription. The record is from RefSeq and is a predicted model, not a curated record. Bases 177 to 1148 code for a protein of 323 amino acids. Lineage: Eukaryota; Viridiplantae; Streptophyta; Magnoliopsida; Proteales; Proteaceae. The transcript has a single exon.